GGUAGGCGGAGCUGACACGGAACUCGAUAAAAUAACUGGGAUACAAAGGCAUAGACGAAUGAGUAAGAAUACACCACUGCCGACAGAGGAGAUCGAUCUUUCGACGAUUCAAUGGAGAGAACCGGGGUGGAUUGCACAUCCGCAAUUUGGACGGGGGAGUUUGAGACCCGACAAUGUGUUGGAUUACUUCAAAUUAUCGGUGUUUUGGAGUAGAGGAUGCAACAACGACGUUGUACUACAACAGCAGAUAGGACAACCACACCAAUACGCAAUGGGCACCCCAGAAUUCACAAACAUGCUAAAACAACUACGGGGGCUGGAGUACGUGCUCGCAUACCACAACAUGCCUGACGUAUUUAUUAUCCGGGCACAAGAACGGCAUAGUCCAAAUCACGCGACACCCCUCCACCUCUACUUCUGCGCAAACGGGAAUAUCUACCUCGCACCAUCCCUGCACUCAAUCCUCACCUCUCGCACUUUAAACGCGUUACGUUCAGUCAAAGAAGCACUAACUCUCACUACUUCACUAGCGAAUUUCGAUCCGGCAGGAGCAGGAUAUACGUAUGAGUUCACAAAGGAGGAAGGAGACUCGGAGAAGGUGAAGGAAGAGAGGCGGGAGAGGGAGAUGUUGGAAAUCGCGUUAAGGGCUGCGGAGGGGAGUAUUAGGGAGAAGGAGGUUGUGCAGGCCCCUAUUGUGAAGGUUGAGGAGGUACAGGGGGAGGGUAAUGGGAAGAAGGUGCGGAUAGCAUAGCAUGCUUGUAUGUUCAGGACGCAACCCAGCAGCCGCUCAUCACAAGUGCAAAAGGUUGACUGCCAGAUACGGCCAUACCAUGAUGAAAGCACAGGAUCCCGUCCGAUCUCCUAAGUUAAGC
This is a messenger RNA of Saitoella complicata NRRL Y-17804, 872 nucleotides long. RefSeq names its product MED6-domain-containing protein. Bases 59 to 751 code for a protein of 230 amino acids. The transcript has 5 exons. Gene Ontology annotation, cellular component: mediator complex; core mediator complex. Lineage: Eukaryota; Fungi; Ascomycota; Saitoellomycetes; Saitoellales; Saitoellaceae. Gene Ontology annotation, molecular function: transcription coactivator activity. Gene Ontology annotation, biological process: regulation of transcription by RNA polymerase II. The record is from RefSeq and is a predicted model, not a curated record.